Messenger RNA from Silurus meridionalis, 6100 nucleotides. RefSeq names its product solute carrier family 4 member 2a (gene slc4a2a). NCBI's taxonomy places the organism in Eukaryota, Metazoa, Chordata, Actinopteri, Siluriformes, Siluridae. Gene Ontology annotation, cellular component: basolateral plasma membrane; apical plasma membrane; plasma membrane. The record is from RefSeq and is a predicted model, not a curated record. Gene Ontology annotation, molecular function: solute:inorganic anion antiporter activity; monoatomic anion transmembrane transporter activity. Gene Ontology annotation, biological process: transmembrane transport; monoatomic anion transport; regulation of intracellular pH. Bases 610 to 4374 code for a protein of 1254 amino acids. The transcript is spliced from 25 exons.
ACAGGGUUGGGAGUGAGCUUGCUGUUGUGUACAGCCUCCUUCAGGCGCUCAUUCAGUCUGCCGGUUCACCCCACCGGCUCGGAGCUACACAGGAAAUACGAGACAGUUUGUGUGUUUUGAUGGCGGUUCUCAGAAUAUUUGGAUGGUUUGUACCGGUUUUUUAGUCCAACGCUAAUAAAUCGGGUUUGUAAUGAUGCGGAUUAGCUGAAUCCUCCACCCGAAUCCAGCCCGGAUUCAGCUCCACGUGUUGCCUGUGUAGCAGCCACGAGCCACGUUUACUUUUCUUCCUCCAUUCGUUCAUUUUCUUGGCUCGAUCUCAAUUUUUUGGGGGUGGAGGAGAAAAACCAAGCCCUUUUUUUUAGUUUCCUAGAAGAAAUUCAGGUUUGUGUGUUGGAACAAAAAAGACUGGAGUUACAACAUCACACACGGAUCCAGACAGCUGUUUUGUUUUCACGUAGGCUUGCCAUCGCACUACAAUGACCGCUGUGCCUGUAGGCUCCCUGCAGUAAGCACUUAAAGGUUAUGCUUUCCAAAACCUCCCAGCUGAGUCUGAGCAAAAAAGAAAAAGGCUAAUCCCAGGGACACACACCACAUUCAACUCACCAAGCCAUGAGUGACACUCAGGAUAAUGGGGACCCCAUCGCCACUGCUGGACUGACUGGACACUCAGCUGCAGUGCCCCUUUCUCCCCGUCGGCAUGGUGACGACAUCGACGACGAAGACGACGGGGACCUGAAUAAGACUCUGGGAGUGCAGCGCUUCCAGCAGAUCCUCUCCCCAGCACCGCGUCUACCUCUCGAGCAGCACCGCACCUUCAACCAGGAGGACUUGGAGGGCCACCGUCACUUACCCCUGCAUAUCCAUCAGCCGCUCUCCAAACGGCUGCCCUCUGAGAGCCGGGGGAAGAAGAGCGGGCGCAAGAGGAAGAGUGGGAGGAGGCGGGGCUCAGCCAGCAGUGGCGGAGCUCCAACUAUCGAGGAGGAUGAACAAGAAGAUGACGUAGAGGAGGACCACUGCAGCCCCCAGGAUGGAGAAGACAACGCCACCUCACCUACACCUGACACCGACAUCGACGCCCAUGCUGAGCUAGUACAGUUCUUUGUGUGUGAUGAAGACUCCAACGGCACUACUGUGGUCAGAAAUAACCAGAACACUCCGUCUCGUCCGCUCUCCAUUGUCCCGGAGUCGGCCCUACACAAGAGCAGCACCAGCCCCGAGGACGCCACUACAACCGAUAUCGACGGCGCGUGUCUCCAGCCCAAUGGCAGGACGGCGUCCAUUCCGUCGGUGUACCCGCUCGUGUCUCCCGACGCCAGCUCGAGGUUGGCGCGUAGCUACGACCUGCAGGAGCGCCGGCGCACGGGAGACGUGACGGCCACCGAACUGGCCCACUACCAACACAUGCCGACCGACGAAAGCGAGGCACAGAUGCUGGCCACCGUCGACCUGGACGGCAUGAAGAGUCACCGCUUUGAGGAUGUCCCCGGCGUGCGGCGUCACCUGGUCAGGAAGUGCAGUAAAGGGCAGGUGGUUCGUAUCAGCAAGGACCACAAAGAGCCGAGCGGCCGCAGCCGCAAGCUGGACAGGACCCCGCACGAGAGGAGGUUGUUGAGUCACGCAGCAGACUACAGAAGGACCCACAAGGUCCAGCAGCUUCAGGUGUUUGUGGAGCUGAACGAGUUGCUGAUGGAUAAGAACCAGGAGAUGCAGUGGAGAGAGACGGCUCGCUGGAUCAAGUUCGAGGAGGACGUGGAGGAGGAAACGGACCGCUGGGGGAAACCACACGUUGCCUCGCUGUCAUUCCGCAGCCUGCUGGAGCUGCGUAGGACAAUCUCACACGGUGUCGUACUGCUGGACCUGGACCAGAGGACCCUGCCUGGCAUCGCUCAUCAGGUGGUGGAACAGAUGAUCAUCUCCGACCAGAUCCGAGCUGAAGACAGAGCUAACGUGCUUCGAGCACUGCUGCUUAAACACAGUCACCCGAGUGAUGGGAAGGAGCACAGUUCAUUCAACAGGAACAUCUCAGCAGCCAGCCUCACCUCUCUGAUGCCUCAUCACCAUAGCAACAACCAUAUCGCCCAUCCAGAACCUUCUGCUGCUGACCCGCUCAUAGCAGGGACCACAGAACCUGACUCCCACCUUUUUGUCGACAUCGACAAGACUGAAAAAGACAGUUCUCUAGUGCUGGGCUUGCACAAAUCCAAAUCUAAGCACGAGCUCAAGCUCCUGGAAAAGAUCCCGGAAAAUGCAGAAGCCACCGUCGUGCUCGUGGGCAGAGUCGACUUCCUGGACCAGCCGUCUAUGGCUUUCGUGCGCCUGCAGGAGGCGGUGUUGCUGGAGUCGGUGCUGGAGGUGCCGAUACCAGUGCGUUUCAUGUUCGUCCUCCUCGGCCCGCCCAUCGCUAACAUGGACUACCACCAAAUCGGACGCUCCAUAUCCACCCUGAUGUCCGACAAACAAUUUCACGAGGCAGCAUAUUUGGCGGAUGAGCGCGGGGACCUGCUGACAGCCAUCAACAGCUUCCUGGACUGCAGUAUCGUGCUUCCUCCGUCCGAGGUAGGAGGUGACGAGCUGUUGCACUCGGUGGCUCGAUUCCAGCGAGAGAUGCUGCGCAAGAGACACGAGCAAGAGGUCAAAUUGCAGUCCAAGGAACCCAAGAGACCAGAGGACGAGGCUCUUUUGCCCCCAAGUAAACCCGUAGAAGACCCCCUGCGCAGGACGGGGCGCCCGUUUGGCGGGGCGAUACGAGACGCAAAGAACCGCUACCCCAAAUACCUCAGCGACUUCAAGGAUGCCCUCAACCCUCAGUGCAUGGCUGCUGUCAUAUUCAUUUAUUUUGCUGCCCUCUCACCUGCUAUUACAUUUGGAGGACUGUUGGGUGAUAAGACUGAUGGCUUGAUGGGUGUGUCAGAAUUAAUCGUGGCCACUGCAGUACAGGGGGCUUUGUUUUGUUUACUUGGAGCUCAGCCCCUUCUAGUGGUUGGCUUUUCUGGACCCUUGUUAGUGUUUGAAGAGGCGUUCUUUUCUUUCUGUAAAUCCUAUGGCAUGGAGUACCUGACAGGCCGGGUAUGGAUCGGAUUUUGGCUGGUAAUUAUCGUGGUGGUUAUGGUGGCCUUCGAGGGAAGCUUCCUGGUGCGUUUUGUUUCUCGCUUCACUCAGGAGAUCUUCUCUUUCCUCAUCUCCCUCAUUUUCAUCUACGAGACCUUCGCGAAGCUUGCCAAGAUCUUUAAAGACCACCCUCUCACCUCUUGCAACAGCACAGCAGAAAAUUACACGACACCAGAGUUACCAGUCAACUCCAGCAGAGCGCAAGAGAUUCCUGGGAAAUUAUUGAACCAGCCCAAUACAGCACUGCUGUCUCUGGUGCUUAUGUCAGGAACCUUCUUCAUCGCUUACUACCUGCGCAAAUUUAAAAACAGCGCCUUCUUCCCUGGCAGUCUCCGUAGGGUCAUUGGAGAUUUCGGUGUUCCCAUUGCUAUCUUCAUCAUGGUUUUGGUGGAUUAUAGCAUAAAAGACACUUUCACACAGAAACUGAGUGUGCCGGACGGCUUCAGUGUGACCAGCCCAGAGAAACGAGGCUGGUUAAUCAACCCAUUGGGCUCGGAUGGUCAGUUCCCAGUCUGGAUGAUGGCUGCCAGUAUUCUGCCUGCCCUGCUCGUUUUCAUCCUCAUCUUCAUGGAGACCCAAAUCACCACUCUUAUUGUGAGUAAAAAAGAGAGGAUGCUGGUAAAGGGCUCAGGCUUUCAUUUGGACCUGUUGAUCAUCGUAGCUGUGGGUGGGAUCUCGGCUUUGUUUGGACUGCCCUGGCUGGCUGCUGCAACCGUGCGCUCAGUGACCCACGCGAAUGCCCUUACUGUCAUGAGUAAGGCUGUGGCACCUGGCGAUAAACCACGCAUACAGGAAGUCAAGGAGCAGAGGGUGACUGGAUUUUUGGUAGCAGUUUUUGUUGGUCUUUCUAUUGUGAUUGGGGACGUGCUAAGGAAGAUCCCCAUCGCUGUUCUGUUUGGGAUUUUCCUCUACAUGGGGGUUAUGUCCCUCAAUGGCAUCCAGUUGACCGAGCGCAUGCUGCUGCUGCUGAUGCCUCCCAAAUAUCACCCGGACCAUACAUAUGUGCGGAAGGUGCGCACUCUACGCAUGCACCUUUUCACCAUUAUCCAGGUGGUGUGUCUGGCUGGGCUCUGGGCCGUCAUGUCCACGCAGGCCUCGAUAGCUUUUCCCUUCGUCCUUAUCCUCACCGUACCCCUCAGAAGGUUCCUGCUGCCUCGACUCUUCACCCAGCGCGAGAUGCAUUGUCUUGACGCAGAUGAGGCGGAGCCCACAAUCAACGUGAGGGAGGGGCAAGACGAGUACACGGAGAUGCCCAUGCCAGUAUGACACGGAUCGCAUCACCCCUGAUGGACGAGUACAAUCACAGACAUUUUCGUCUUUCCUUUUAUUGGAGGCUUCGACCAGUCCGUGACUGUAUCACUGUAGUUCAGAGACUCAUGUUUAUGUAAAACGUUAUAGCUGUUUUUUUUUUUUUUUUUUUUUUACUGAUAGUAGACUUGUAUUUGCAUAUUUAACUGCUCCCUGGUUGUCAGUAUAUAAUUGUUUAUCCACAAGGUGUAGGGUGUACAAACACGUGGGCUUUUUAUAUUUGUUUAAUGACACAUGACCACAUCACUGAUUUAUCCCCCCUCUCACACAAAGCACUUUAUGACCAAUUGUAAUGCGUUCGGUUCGUUAUUGACGUUUCAUCUUCGUGAAACCAGGGUGAACAACUAUCAAACAUCUGAUCAUAUUUAGCUAGCAGAACUGUUGGAAAGCAUGUUAACCCCCCCUCCCUCCAAUCCCACUGUCCCCCCUCCCCCUCGGACCAGCACCGAAAGGUAAACGCAAUUGUUUUCGCACAACUCGGUGUUCUUUAGAGACUCUAUAUUUUAAAUGUAUUGUAAAAAAAAUAUGCAAUGUUCUGUUUUUCUCUACGUAACAUGCAGUUGAAUAGCGCGUCUUCACAUAAGACUAAAGGAGGGGUGAAGUAAAAACGGACGGAACUCCGGGUUCCUCGUCGUUUAGAACCAGCACUAAUUGAACAAAUCGCAUCAUACGAAUCCUUUACUUUAUGACUUGCGGAGUAGGAAGUUCUCAAUACGUACACGCACAAGAGUAGACGCUUACCGUCCCCGCCGGGUGUCUGGCGAAACUACACAACCGCAGCUAUGUAUAUCUUUAUAUAUUUAAAAAAAGCCAAAAAAGUAUCAAGAAAGCUGCAUUAUUGCUGUAUGGAGUUCCCAAAAUAGGAAAAGGCUGUAAGCUGUGGGCUGUGUUUCUCUUUUAUUUGUGUGAAUUUGCUACAUGCUUCAAUCUGAUGUCUUCAGAAUAAUUUUUUUUUUAAUAAUUUAGAUUAAUAAUAGCAUCUAGGACUAUAGCUGAGGGAGAUAAAGAAUGAUUGGACCCACCAUUGCCGGUAAUGUCAGUUGAUUUCAUUGGACAGGGUUCUGUGGUAUAGGCUGGCAAUGAUAACGGGUCACGUCUUGAUAAUAGUUCAGGUUUUAAAACACCGUAUUCAUAUGUUAGACAUUGUUUUUUAUUUUUUAGUCAUUUUAUGAUUGAUUAUUCAAACAUUUUAAGAUCCAAAGAUGCAGUACAAUGCUGAAAUCUUGAUCAUUUCUGCUUGUGUGUGUUCUUUUUUUUUGUUGUUGUACUUGGUGGCGUAAUUGUUACAAGUGCAAUCUGUAUGUACAUUCCUACCAUAACACUCAAACUGUUGUCAGAAAUCUUGAACAAAAUGUUAUUUUACUGAAACUGUACAUUUGCUCUUGCCAAAAAAAAAUUCAGUUGCGUUACGAGCACUUGAGCUUAUCGUUUAGUGCCUUUUAAUAUAAUAUUCGCUGUAAUGCGGGCCGGAUGAAACUGUGUUGGUUGCUUUCUGCUUGAUGAUGAAAUGUGAAGCAGAAGCGACCCUUUUUUUUGUUAUUGUAUGUAAGAUGGUGAAGAGCGAGACGGUGCAUUGGAUUUGUGAGACCGGAUCAAAAUGUAUACGACGACGGUGUGAAAGAAGUGAUUCCUCUGUGUUUAUGAACUGUGCAGACUCAAUAAAGCAACUCUAUGUUUCUAUACA